Molecule: messenger RNA, 486 nt
Organism: Kockovaella imperatae
Lineage: Eukaryota; Fungi; Basidiomycota; Tremellomycetes; Tremellales; Cuniculitremaceae
Product: ribosomal protein S14
Exons: 8
Coding region: 146-316 (56 amino acids)
Biological process (GO): translation
Cellular component (GO): cytosolic small ribosomal subunit; ribosome
Molecular function (GO): structural constituent of ribosome; zinc ion binding
Source: RefSeq, a predicted model, not a curated record
AAUCGCCGUGGACCCAAAAAUCCCUAACCGUUGAAUUUCGACGUCCCAGUCCAGUCCAUAGACUUUUGAUUGAAAGGUGAUAUAGCUACAUCAAGUGCUCCAGUCGACAGGAAGAGAUAUCACACGCUCGGCUCAAUUCAACAAUAUGGCUCACGCAAACGUUUGGUUCUCUCGUCCCCGAGAGUACGGCAAAGGAUCUCGACAAUGCCGUGUCUGCUCUCACCGAGCUGGUCUCAUCAGGAAAUGGGGCCUCGACAUGUGCCGUCAAUGCUUCCGUGAAAAGUCCGCCGCUAUGGGAUUCACCAAGAACAACUAAACAUCUGUAUGUUUUGGUCUGGAGGAGUCUCGAGCGCAUCGGAUGGGAUGGGGAUGGAUGUGAUCCCCUUUUUUCGAGCAUAAGAGGAAGAUUGUGGUGAUUUAUUCACAAAUCCUCCUUUUCAUUUGUAGAUAGAUGUAGCCAUGGUAUGACAUUGCUGCUCUAUUUGA